Molecule: messenger RNA, 3996 nt
Organism: Abrus precatorius (Indian licorice)
Lineage: Eukaryota; Viridiplantae; Streptophyta; Magnoliopsida; Fabales; Fabaceae
Product: maf-like protein DDB_G0281937
Exons: 10
Coding region: 2833-3444 (203 amino acids)
Molecular function (GO): nucleoside triphosphate diphosphatase activity
Source: RefSeq, a predicted model, not a curated record
CUGAAUAACCUCGGCCUCCAAAGCUUUAUUGGUCUCAGCAAGGUGUAACUGAAUCUCUUCAUUCUCUGCUAAAGCUUGUUGAGAUGAGGAGUACUCGUUUUGCACCCUCUUCACCUCGAGUAUGGGCUCCAAAGCUAGUCUUCGAAGCAUCAUCAUGAAUCAAAUUUGGAGCUCCACGUAGCAUUGCCACAAAGACUCAAAGUCUAGGUUGCUAACCGCAUCCUUUCCUGAAUCAGAAAGCAAGUCAGGGGCAACUACUCGUCCAGCAUGAACCCCUGGGACGAGGAAGGUGUCGGAUAAUAUAGUUGGGGGAAUAGCAGGGUUUGAAGAACUGUUGACCCCAGCCAUCACAUCACCUCGGGCUUGAUUUCGUGCCCCCUCUGUACCAGUCAGUUUACCCGAAUAGGAGUACUUUCUUUUUUUCUCCAUCUCACCCUCUUUUUCUUUGCCCUUCUCUUUUUCCUUGCAUUUUUCUCUACGUCUCUUGGGCUGACUGUUUGCAAUGGCAAGGUCUUGGGGAGGAGGACGGGGCUCGGUUAUCUCUGGGAUAUGGUCAAGUAGAGGGUUUCAGUGCUCCUCAAUUGGUGUGCUUUCAGGAAUUUUGGUCUUCAGGAUUUGACGAUAUGUCGGUACGUUGACACCACGUUGAGCCAUCAGACCUACAUUAAAAACAAAAAGUCAAAUCAAUACAACUUGAUUCAAAACAAUCAUAAGGACAAAACAUACCAUCCAUGUCUAGACGAGGAUGAGAAAAUUUUAACACUAGAACUAUAUGUCGGGCAGGAAGCUCUCGAGAAAGAGACUUCAAGUAAUCCAAAGCCGAUAACUCUCUAGCCGACAACACGUCCUCAGGAAGCAAGUCGUAUCGGUGAGGCACUCGGGUCCAAUGAAAGGGAAAGAGAGGAUUGUUUUCACUAUCAAAAAAAUAAUUUCUACCUAUAGGGUGGACAGUUACUUUGAAAUAACUGGUCUUGAAACCCUUAAAAGAUGAAGCAUAAGGCUUGAACAAUGACAAUUUGGGUUGCCUUAUUAACGAUACCCACCUUCCUAAAUCUGAUGGACGAGUACAGAAGAAGUGAAGAAAUAAACCUACACUAGGUUCUAUAUAAUGAAAUUUACAAAGUACCCUAAAUGCUUGUAUCACCGCCCACCCAUUCAAAUGAAGUUGUGUCGGCGCUACAUUCAAAACCCUCAACACUCCCAUUUGGAAAUCAUUGAAGGGUAACCUUAUACCUAAUUCCCUAAACAUAUAUUCAUACAUAAAAAAGGUGUCGGUCAUCUCGACACCUCUUACAAAAACAAAAUUAGGGUUCCCUGUUUCCUCUCCUUAACAAGGGUUGAUGGAUAUUGGGUAGGGAUCGAAAGGUUCUCAUAACAAAAUUUCACAGUGGUCAACAAAAGAUUGAAGACUUCUAUUUUUCCUAAAACAAGAGAAGUAGGCGGCUACUUCACCGUGUACCCACUCGUAUCUAGGAACUGCACAGGGGAGAAUACUGGUAUUUCCCUAGGGGGUCAUGCUCGGUAGGAGUUCGGAAGAGUCAGAAUCAGUAGACCCAGACGAUUCGGCUUCAUCACUGCAUUCUCUAAAUUGAGUCUCUACUUCAUUUCCCCCACUCGGUCUUCAAGAAAACUCACCCCCUUUGGUUCUCUCAACAUUUUGACCAUCAAUAUUGGUUAACCCAGAUGAGUCUGACAACGAGUCCUCCCAUUCUAAGGAUUCAACCAUGAUAAAAUAAGAAAGAUGACAGGAAUACUAAACGUACCUCACAGGUAGUCGGUUCGGAAAGAAAAGAGAAAGUUUGAGUACCCUUCAGUUUGGAGCAACAAUGUAAACUUCUCGGUUCAGAGAAAAAGUGAAGAAUAAAAUACCUGGACCACCACGUACUUAUAGGAGAUGCGCUCUCGGACAUACGAAGGGUCACCCCCCUUCCGGACUAUUAGAUCUUUUCCAGAUCAACAGUUGAGUGAGGACACCCCUUCGUCUUACGCACACAUAUCGAGGAAACCCUAAAAAAUCCUGAAACCCUAAAAACUUGAAGUUCUAGAAUGAUCUUUUUUCAUUAUUUAUUAUUUAUUCUUAUGGACUUUUAUUUUUACGUCCUCGGUCUCCACCACUUUUUCAAUAAAUCGAAUACUACUUCGGUGUGCACUCUUCAGCCCACCAAAUACCUUUAUUUUUUAUACUUGAACCGAAUACUCUACUCAGCCUACUUACGUUCCUUAAACCGAAUACUCGCCUCGGUAUUCUUACCCAUCCUACAAAACUGAGUACCCCCUCAUCUACAUGUUCUUCAUACUUAUAUAUUAUUAAGCCCUUGCCUCGUACCUUUUCGGGCUUGGGAGGCUAGUGUACUAGAUAGGGAACUGCUCGGUCCUACGUAUAGGAAAAGGAAACCGAGUACCUAUUCGACUCAGUUUGGCCAAAUACCUUUUGUCAGGAUUAAAAGGUAAUUAAUCCAAUUAAGGGUAGUAAUCAAAGCAUUAUCUACUUUAAGUAAAUGGCCAAAAAUCAAGGCUGACUCAGUAGGUCCAUUAGCCCAUAACAAUGCCUAUAAAAGGAAGGUAAGAAGUACAGGUAAAUAGUUGACUUUUCAUUAUUAAAUAGCAUUUAUUGCUCAGAACCGAAUCCUAACUUUAGCAUCGGAGUGCCUUUUGUAGGUACCUUCCCCACGUCAGCGAGAGACAAAAGGACGUCACUGUUCUAAAGCAGAGACUUGAAGACUAGUGUUUCCCUAGCAGGAACAAAACUCAAUUGAGAAAAUUACUUGCUAUAGCUGAGCUUUCCUACAUUUUACGUCUGUUCCCGCCAUCCAUUUUGUAGGGGAGUUGGCGAUGGAAGCUAGCACUUCUUCGUACAAGAUUAUAUUGGGUUCAUCCUCCAUCGCACGCCGCAAGAUACUGUCCGAAAUGGGAUACGAAUUCACAACAAUGACUGCAGAUAUUGAUGAAAAGAGCAUCCGAAAGGAAACUCCAGAAGAGUUAGUUAUGGCUCUCGCCGAAGCCAAGGCAGAAGCCAUCUUACAAAGGCUCCCUCUUGAUGACUACUUAAAGGAUGCCAAGCCAACAUUAUUAAUUACUUCUGACCAAGUGGUGGUGUAUGAAGGCGUGAUUAGGGAAAAGCCAUCUAGCAAAGAAGAAGCCCGACAAUUCUUGAAAGAUUAUUCUGGAAGGCAUGCAGCAACUGUGGGAUCUGUACUAGUUACUAACCUCAAAACUGGAUUCAGAAAAGGAGAAUGGGAUCGUGUGGAGAUAUAUUUCAAUGAAAUACCCAAUGAAACCAUUGAGAAGCUGGUUGAUGAGGGAAUCACUCUCAACGUUGCUGGAGGCCUGAUUAUAGAGCAUCCUUUAGUAUUUCCAUUUGUCAAAGAAGUGGUAGGGACAACCGAUAGUGUGAUGGGACUUCCCAAAGGUCUGACUGAAAAACUCUUAAAGGAGGCCCUGUAGCUUGAGCUACUGUGUUCCACCUUGUAGGACUGCUAAGUGCUACGUAAUGGUUUAAUCUAUGAAACUUGACCUUUGCUCUCUACAUUUUUCUGAACUCAAUGCUGUCUCUUCCAGUAAUAGUUAUGUGUCGGCUGGGAUGUACUGUGUGGCAGUUAUGUCUUAACUUUUAUUGGGUAUUCUGAUAAAGUUGAUGAAUUGAUUCAUAUUUAAUUGGUAACAUAUGGUUGUAUUGUGACUAUUCAUUGGUAUGUUAGAAGAAAAAAAAUCACACGUUGACGUCUCCAGUCAUGCGAAAUGAUUUUGUUCGGAUUCAGAUUUAGAUACAGAUAGAGCGUCAACGGGAAACAUAAAGGAGUCAGGGUAGUUGGAAAUACUAUUAUACUGAAAUUAAUGUUGAUAUAAUUUUUUCUCCUUGGACAAUUCUGGCUACGAAAUUGUUAGUAAGUUAUGUCAUCCAUUGUGCAAAUGCAAUGCAUGAUUGAAUUAUUGAAAAUCCAAGAAUGAAUAAUGUAUUAAAAAUAAUCCAGUGACGGCAUGUGGAUUACGUAAAUC